Molecule: messenger RNA, 1134 nt
Organism: Adineta ricciae
Lineage: Eukaryota; Metazoa; Rotifera; Eurotatoria; Adinetida; Adinetidae
Source: the annotation of a GenBank genome assembly
AUGGUUAACAACAAAUUUGUUUUUGUCGUUUACAAAUCAAUAAGAAUGGCAGGUUUUCAAACAGAUGAAAGUUUACUUCGAAAUAUUGACGCCAAAAUCAAGCAGUUAGGUCGAACAAAUAUAAUAGUUGUUGGUCGUACUGGUGUUGGUAAAAGUACUCUGAUCAAUGCAGUAUUCAAAGAAGAUGUAGCCACAACUGGCACAGGUUCACCAGUUACCAAGAAUAUACAGAAAUAUGUGAUACCAGGUACUUCAGUAACACUGUAUGAUUCACGUGGUCUUGAAAUGAAAGAAUAUAAAAAAAUAAUGGAUGAAGUUUGUUCGUUUAUAAAGCAGUGUCAAAAGAAUAAGGAUAUAAAUGAACAUAUUCACAUAGCUUGGAUGUGUAUUUCACAAACGUCGAAUCGACUGGAAGAAGGGGAAAUAGCCUUUGUGGAAAUGAUUUCCAAGUACAUUCCAGUAAUUAUUGUUAUUACACAAUCUUACGAUGAAGACAACACUUUAUUUAAUGUAAUUCAACAAAAAUUUCAAGAUCCUAAAGUUAUACCUGUUGUUGCCAAGGAGAAGAUUAUACGUUCAGAAUAUCCACCUAUUCCAUCAGCAGGACUUCCAAUCCUGGUGAAAAUGACACAGGAAUUACUACCAGCAGCACAGCAGAUCGCUUUUCUUGCUGCUCAAAAUGCCGAUUUCAGUGCAAAAAUCCUCAAGGCACAUGCUAUUGUCGGAACAUCAGCAAUUGCUGCGGCAGCAGCUGGAGCUAUACCAAUACCAUUCUCUGAUAUGGCAGUUCUUAUACCAAUUGAAAUAGGAAUGAUUAUAUCUAUAACAGCAGUUUUGGGUUUUGAGAUCGAACGAAGUGUUAUUAUUGCUUUAUGGGGAAUUUUUUCAACAGCAAGUGGUGCAUCUGUUGUUGGACUCGGUUUGGCAUCACUAUUAAAGUUUAUUCCAGGUGUUGGAUCAAUUGCUGGUGGUAUAAUUGAUGCGGCUGUUGCAACAUCCAUUACUACAGCAUUUGGAGAAGCUUAUAUAGGAAUAUUAGUUGUACUUUUCAAUGAAAACAAUGGUGCGAAACCAACAAAAGAUCAAUUCUUGGCAAAAUGUAAACAAGAAUGGAAGAAAAAACAAGAUUCAUAA